This is a messenger RNA of Fusarium subglutinans, 1299 nucleotides long. RefSeq names its product transcriptional regulatory. The record is from RefSeq and is a predicted model, not a curated record. NCBI's taxonomy places the organism in Eukaryota, Fungi, Ascomycota, Sordariomycetes, Hypocreales, Nectriaceae. Gene Ontology annotation, biological process: regulation of DNA-templated transcription. The transcript has 2 exons. Gene Ontology annotation, molecular function: zinc ion binding; DNA-binding transcription factor activity, RNA polymerase II-specific. Bases 1 to 1299 code for a protein of 432 amino acids.
AUGGCUCAAGAAGACCAUGGGCAGAGUCACGGUGACUCUUCCAAUAAUCCUACAAUUUCUGCCCCAACAUCGAAGUCUCCUUCUCUAGCUCCCAUAGUUACAUCUGUCACCGCUCCUCCAGCUUCCAACACUGCUGCUGCCGAGACGACACUCCCACCCAUCACCGAGCUUGCUUCAGUGCCGUUCACGGCUGCGGACCGCCCGACCGCCUCGACGACCGUUCCAGUUCCCACCUCUACACUCGCCGCAUCCUCCGAAUCCGACUCAUUCGCCGUCUCUUCUUCCGUGCCAACACUCACGCCAGCCUCGGCUCCUGCUGCUUCUGCCGCUCCGCCCGCGGUUCCUCAACAGAACGGCGACAGCAGGGCCCCCGAGGCUGCUUCGACACCGACGCCCAACUCGGAAAUGUCCAACCAGCAUCCAGGACUACCUCAUGGUCAGCAUGUGAGCUAUCCGGGCUCCUCGAUGCCUUAUGCGUCCUCGGCAGGCCAAUCAGCCGCCCAAUAUGCCCCUUAUCCUGUAGUCACGAGUCAAGCAACGGAGCCAUACAGACCGAGUCCUAUGCCUGUCAGUAUGCCGCUGCCUAGCAUGAGGACAAUCGAAAACCCACAUGGGCUUCCAGUAUCGAAUCCGCAGGGCAUGCCAAUGAACAUGCAUAUGGCGCCCACGCCAGGCGGUGUGCCAUUCUAUAGCCACCAAGGCAUGCCAAUGGCAAGCUACGGUCUUCCCGAUUCGAUGGCUCGUUAUGCUAUUCCUCACGAUCCGCGGCUUCUGGGUCAUAGGGGACCGAAGAAGUGCGACGAAACACACCCAACUUGCAACAACUGUAAAAAGUCGAAGCGCGAGUGUCUCGGUUACGACCCCAUUUUCAGACAACAAGCGGGUGGACAAUCAUCUUCCAAUAUCCAACCUGCGCCCAGCCAAAGGACUCCUCCCACAGUUCCAAGCUCUGUACCUUCAACUGUCCCUUCGUCGAUAGCGCCCAAUACUGCCCUUACCGCUCGACCUACAAACUCAUACGGCAGCCAGCCAUCUAUGCUCCCAAGCUCGUAUGCAACAGCUCACGCGACAACAGCAAGCCCUAACCCGUCUAUCACCUCGCUUAGCUACGACUCGAGUUUUUCCAACGUUGCAUCUCCUCCUGUCAAAUCCGAGUCGACAUACGAGUAUCCGCCCGCAAUCGACCCAGCCCUUCAAGGAUUUUCAUCAACCUCAAACGCGGAAAGCUCUAGAGCGGUUGAACAAAGGCCUCUCGCUGACAACAACCAACAUCUUAGAGGUGGCGCCCCCUACUAUUGA